Symbiodinium sp. CCMP2456 is the source of this 2967-nucleotide messenger RNA. The record is from the annotation of a GenBank genome assembly. NCBI's taxonomy places the organism in Eukaryota, Dinophyceae, Suessiales, Symbiodiniaceae.
AUGGUGGCGGUCACCCAGGUCUCGUCGAUCAACAACUUCUUCGAGCUCUCAGCGGGCUCCCUUCGAAUCUUCCAAAGGGCCGUGCAGUGCAUCGCCAAACUGGGCAGGGAUGCCGCGGUGAUCUUCCGCCCAGAGGAGCUGGUGAUCCAUGGUGCCGAUGAUGGCCACUCCGCCGCAUCGCAAUUCGCCUUUCGGCGCAGCUUCUUCCGAUGCACGCCGCGUUCGGAGGCCUCACAGAUCCAUCAGGAGAAGCGUGUGGUGGUGCAGGCACGUGGUCUAGCAGUGGCCUUGCGUGGCUCGCAGCAGCGGACGGCGGAGGGCCUUCUUAUCGGCCUGGUCCAGAAUCGCCUGGUCCUGGAGUUCAUGCCUCGCCACGGUGGGAAGGUUCGGCACAAAGUCCCUCUGCUCGACACAUCGGCCCAUGGCUCGGGUGGCUCGGGAAGGAAGGAGGGAGUGGUCCGUACUGCUCGCUCGUUGCAGCCCUUCUUGCCGGGUGAGCCUCCUGCCGGCCCCCAUGCUGCUGCCAGCCUCCCAGCGCCGGAGCCGGAGCGGGAGCGCGACGCGGGGUGGUUCGCCUCAGCGUCCCUGGGCGCAGCAGCUGCGAGGAGGUCAUCGUUUGUGCAGCUCCUCCGCAAGGCCUUCGAGAAAGCAGCAGAUCUCGUGAGAAACUACGCGAUGACAAGCACCGUCUACCAGAGCCUCGAAGACGGCCGAGACUGGGAGAAGACGUCGGUGAGCUCCAUGUCCAAGGUGGCAAGACUCAUCAUGAGUUCUGCAGAUCCCUCCACUGUUGUGGCCGUGGGAUUCCGACUCGAGGUUUUUGCCAGCGUGGAUGCUGGAGGAAGCUGGCAGGAGGUCGUACAUCCGCCUGGAAUCCGACUGUCCUUCAUGUUCCACCCGACGCGAGCCUCCUGGGCUCUGCUGUCAGUCUGGACGGAAGACUGCAAGCUGAAAAACCCCGGAGCUCCUUGUACCCACAAGCUGCUGGUCACCGAGGACCUUGGCAAGGGUGCUCUGAAACCGGUCUCCGAACACGUGGUGCAAUUCAGCUGGGGCAGAAAAGUGCACGCGGAUCGCAUCUUUUACACCCACAUCAGGGACAAGAGCAAGAGACAGAACGUCUUGAGCAAGUGGAUGCAGGGGGUGGACUUCGUCUCCAGCGACGAUCUUGGUCAUAGCAAAACUACGCUGGUCCAGGGUGGGAACAAGUUCGUGAUCUCCGAGCAGUACAUCUUAGUAGCGCAGGUCAAGGAUGUAACCGCGCAGACCGUGAACCUCAAGGUUAGCACCGAUGGCUCGACCUUCCAGCAGGCCGCGUUGCCUACCGAGUUGGAGGAGAAGUCCUACACGGUGCUCGAUGCAUCCGAGGGGAUGGUCGUGCUGCACGUGAACCACGGGAACGGCCUUGGAAACAUCUACGUUUCGGAUGAGUCGGGCACCGGCUACGUCUUGUCCUUGGAGCACAAUGUGGGGCUGCAAGGCCACGCAGCCUUCGAAAAGGUCACGAACUUGAACGGCAUCUACUUUGCCAACGUUUGGGCGGCCACAGAGAAGUCGGCAGGCAACAUCGACCCGGCCGCCUCGCACGAAUGGCUUGAUCACGCCGACUACCAGCUUGGUGACGACUCGACACAGGCCCAGGCUGAGCGCUCCAUUCGCUACCUGAAGGCGCGCUCGACAGAAGCGACUGCACGGCGGUUGCACCGCCGGCUGGCCUCCAACAGCUCCAUGUCCAUCCGGAGUCGGAUCUCCUUCGACGCCGGCGGGAACUGGCGACCUCUGCGGCCUCCCAGCAAGGACUCUUCGGGAGGCAACAUCUCCUGUCAGCCAGGGCUCUGCGCCCUUCACCUCCAUGAUGCGACCUUCCAAGACAAGUUCGUCCCCUUCUAUUCCUACGACAAGGCAGUUGGAAUCAUCAUGGGCGUCGGGAACGUUGGGCCGCAGCUCAGCUUCGAGCCCAAGGAUGCCAACACUUACCUGUCGAGGGAUGGUGGGUACCUCUGGCAGGAGGUGAAGAAGGGAGUGCACAUCUACGAAUUCGGGAAUCAUGGGGCUGUGCUGGUCAUGGCUGACAUCCUUGCCGAGACGGACGAAAUCAUCUACUCUCUGGACGAGGGCAACUCGUGGAGAACAGUCCAUCUGAGCACCAAGAUGAACGUGACCAACAUCCUCAUCGAGCCACGCGCGAUCUCCACGAAAUUCCUUGCCUAUGGGACCGUGGGAGGUGCUGGUGUCGUGCAAUUUCUGGACUUCGACGCGAUGGGAUGGUUGCCAUGCAAGAACCCCGCAGAGCCUGGCAGCCAGUCGGACUACGAAGUGUGGUCGCCUGAGUUUGGCGGUAUCUGCCUGAUGGGAAUGAAGAAAACCUACGUGCGACGCAAGCCCCUCUCGGAGUGCUUCAAUCGCCGGGAAGUGAAGCUGCCGAUGAUUUCGGUGCCAUGCCCCUGCAAUCGAGAUGACUUCGAGUGCAACGUGGGUUUCGAGCUGGCCCUGGACUCCAGAAACUGCGUGAAAUCUUCGAUGCCACUGGUGGGCUCCGCGGGCCCAGCAGAAGAGACAGAAGCAGCAGAGUGCAGGUUCAGAGACACCUAUUCCGUGGAGAUGUAUCGGCGGAUACCUGGCAAUGGCUGUGUCGGCGGCUUCGUUCCGCCAAGGUUCGAGGCGAAGUGUCCGCAGGGGAGCAACGAGGCAGCCGGUGCCGGUGCCGGCUGGUCCUUGACGAGGCUGGUGCUCCUUGUCCUGGCUGUGGCCGUCGUGGUCUACGUGGCGAGGUCCGAGCGAUUCCAAGAUUGGAGCUUCCCGGCAUUCCUCGCUACCGUGCUCCUUCAAUCGCUCGAUUCUGAGAGAGAGAAAGCCGUGAUCCAACCGCCGACACGCGGGUGCCGAGCACUCGCGAAGAGCGCAUCAGCACCGAAGAGCGCAUCACCACUCCCUCUAUGCCGUGCAGAGCCUGACACGGAGAGCUGA